Messenger RNA from Oncorhynchus keta (chum salmon), 1229 nucleotides. RefSeq names its product tetraspanin 33b (gene tspan33b). Gene Ontology annotation, cellular component: membrane. The record is from RefSeq and is a predicted model, not a curated record. NCBI's taxonomy places the organism in Eukaryota, Metazoa, Chordata, Actinopteri, Salmoniformes, Salmonidae. The coding region runs from base 215 to 1027 and encodes 270 amino acids. The transcript is spliced from 8 exons.
CUGCAAACUUUACACAGGGGGCUGAUUCGUAUGGUGGUCAAAUAUCUCUGGGUUUGGACUAGGCAUUUCUAAGUUUGUUUUUGGAGGUUUUUAUUUAAUUUAUCAACUUUUAUUUAACUGGGACAUGCCAUUGAGGUCAGAAGACCUCUUUCCCAAGGAAGACUUAAGUUUUCUGGGUAUAUUUACAUUUUUUGGAGCAUAGAAGAGAACAAAAAUGGAUAGGAAAUUGAAUCUUAACCGAGCCGAGACUUUUUCCUUUAUCAACCCUUGGAUAAGGUACUUCCUGUUCUUUUUCAGCUUCUUGUUCUGGGUCUUCUCCUUGCUGAUUGUUGCUAUAGGGGUAUAUGCAAAGGUUCAAAAAGCAACAGACACGGUCAGAGACACGUUCCUGAUCGACCCAGCGGUCAUCCUGAUCGUGGUGGGCGUGGUCAUGUUCUUCAUCACCUUCUGCGGCUGCAUCGGAGCCCUGCGAGAAAACAUUCACCUUCUGAAGACGUUCUCCUUCAGUCUGACUCUGGUCUUCCUCACUCAGCUGACCAUAGCCGUCCUGGGCUUCUUCUAUUCAGACCAGACACGAGACGCUCUGGGGAAGUUUGUGAAUAAAGCCAUCGUGCACUACAGAGAUGACCUGGAUCUGCAGAACCUCAUGGACUACAUUCAGAGAGAGUUCAAGUGCUGCGGCUGGAACAACUACACUGACUGGUCAUGGAACCUGUACUUCAACUGCACCCAGGGGAACCCCAGCUCUGAGCGCUGUGCGGUCCCUUACUCCUGCUGCACCCCCGUACCAGGAGAGGUUGUGAUCAACACCAAGUGUGGCUUUGGGGUCCAGACUCAGAACUACCUCGAGGCCACCAAGUCCAUCUAUCCAGUGGGUUGUGCAGACCGGGCGGUUCGGUGGAUUGAGUCCCACCUGCUAUUGGUGGGGGCUCUAGCUCUGGGUCUCUCCCUGCCUCAGAUUGCAGGCAUUGUGCUCUCCCAGAUCCUCAUCUCUCAGAUCCAGGAUGAGAUCAGCUCAGUGUUGUGAGAAGAGGAUGGCCCGACCGACACAGAAAAUAACAAAACAACUAGGAGAGAACAGAGAAGAAGUACUGGCCACUCCAGUUAACAAAGGGCAUCCAUCUACGGUUACAUCACACAGCCUUGGGAGCAUCUGUUUUAGUGGUGUGCUGUAUAGACCGGAUGGAAGUGUGUCAUUAUAUGCUGGACUUAGUUGACUAAAGGCUGAC